This is a messenger RNA of Egretta garzetta (little egret), 2590 nucleotides long. RefSeq names its product phosphatidylserine synthase 2 (gene PTDSS2). The transcript is spliced from 15 exons. Bases 1 to 1551 code for a protein of 516 amino acids. Gene Ontology annotation, biological process: phosphatidylserine biosynthetic process. Lineage: Eukaryota; Metazoa; Chordata; Aves; Pelecaniformes; Ardeidae. The record is from RefSeq and is a predicted model, not a curated record. Gene Ontology annotation, molecular function: L-serine-phosphatidylethanolamine phosphatidyltransferase activity.
AUGGCGAGAGCACGCCAGGCUCCGGUCCCAGUGAACGCGAGGUUUAUGGUUUUUAAGGACUGGUUUUUCUUGGAACGUGCAGUUCCCGUGUCUGGAGUGAAUGCCCCUCCGCUGAGCCUCGAGAGCCUGCUCCGCCUGCUGCAGGUUUUAGUGACAGGUCUGAAGAGAGCUCAUACCUUAACAGUCCUGUUCAUCCUCACCUGUGCGCUGGGCUACGUAACCUUGCUUGAAGAAACACCCCAAGAUACAGCCUACAACACCAAGAGAGGUAUUGUCGCCAGUAUUUUGGUUUUCCUGUGUUUCGGAGUUACACAAGCUAAAGAUGGACCAUUUUCAAGACCUCAUCCAGCUUACUGGAGGUUUUGGCUGUGCGUCAGCGUUGUGUAUGAGCUCUUCCUCAUCUUCAUACUCUUUCAGACUGUACACGAUGGCAGACAGUUCAUGAAGUACAUCGAUCCACAUUUAGGUGUUCCUUUGCCGGAAAGAGACUACGGUGGAAACUGCCUUAUCUAUGAUCCUGGCAAUGAAACGGAUCCAUUCCACAACAUCUGGGACAAACUGGAUGGAUUUGUUCCUGCUCACUUUUUUGGCUGGUACCUGAAAACACUGAUGAUUCGAGACUGGUGGAUGUGCAUGAUCAUCAGUGUAAUGUUUGAGUUUCUGGAAUACAGCCUGGAACACCAGCUUCCAAACUUCAGUGAAUGUUGGUGGGAUCACUGGAUAAUGGAUGUGAUCUUGUGUAACGGAUUAGGAAUCUACUGUGGGAUGAAGACUCUGUCCUGGCUUUCUUUGAAAACAUACAAAUGGCAAGGACUCUGGAACAUUCCUACGUACAAAGGUAAAAUGAAGAGAAUUGUCUUCCAGUUCACCCCAUACAGCUGGGUCAAGUUUGAGUGGAAGCCAGCGUCCAGCUUACGCAGAUGGCUCGCAGUUUGUGGCAUAAUCUUUGUCUUUUUAUUGGCAGAGCUGAACACAUUUUACUUGAAGUUUGUCCUCUGGAUGCCACCAGAACACUACUUGGUCCUGUUACGACUUGUCUUUUUUGUCAAUGUGGGAGGUGUGGCUAUGAGGGAGAUCUACGACUUCAUGGACGACCCUUUUAGUAGUAAUGUCACAGAUUGCCUGAGCCCACAUCUUAAGUCUAAGACAACGUCUGGCUUCAAGGGGAUGUUUCCUUGUCAACUGGGAAGAAGGGUCAACCCCCAUUGCUUAGGCGGAUUUCAGGACAUUCAGCAGUGGCAGGCUGCCCCCUGCCUUUGGUGUCGGACCUACUGGUUUGGGACGUGCCUCCAACGCAAAGGAAGUUCCAUAAGAAAUUGGGUCACUCUUCCCUUCUGCAUCACCCAGUGCUGGAUCCUGGGGAUUAUUCUGGUGCUCACCUGGACAGCCUGGCGUUUCUUCAUUCGUGACAUCACUUUGCGGUAUAAGGAGAUAAGGCGGCAGAAGCAAGAGCACAAAUACGGAAAGGACAAGUGCUUGAGCAAUGGUGAUGGACACUCGGCAAUACUGGAUGAACAGAACGAGGACAAACUAAGGGAGAGGAAACUCUGAGCGGGGGCUGAAGGGACCUCGCCGUGCUCCAGGUGGCCUGGUGGCCAGUUUAACCUUAUGCUACCUAACUUGUCAUUUCCAUUGUUAGCUUCCCAGCGUGUGAAAACCCUCUCGGGGAAGGAUGUCACUUGGACACGUGCCCCCUUUCUCCUGACGUACACCUGGUCGGAGGCGGAGAAAGCCCGUGUAGGGGGAAGUCAGAACCAGCACUGCUGCAACGAGAGGGGAUCUUCACUCAAGCACGUUGUAGGUCUUCCUUGAAAACCAGGCGUGGAGACAAGGGGCUUGAAAACAAAGCGCAAAGGGAAUCUAGCUGACCUAUCUCCAGUCAACUGUGAGGUUUCCAUUGUAACGUUUGGGCAUUAGGAACACUUGUUUUGGAGUGCACGGGUACCAGGCCCGGGAAAUGGAUUGGUUUGGGUUUCUCUCUGCUUGAAACGACCUUGAGCUGUGGAGUGAGAGUGUUACCAGUGCUCAGCCACCGAUGACCGGGACUGCAGCGGGAUGAAGUUAGAUCAGCUGGCGCUCGUGAGCACGCUGUGUGACUUGCACGGGGGGUGACGCAGUGGCACUACUGCUGCAGCCCCGGCAACGUGGGGGCUGCUGCCUUCUCCAGACUGACCCGCAGCACCCCCGAGCAGCCCGCAGUAGUGUUGUGUUGUAGCGCAGCUCCAGGGAGGCAGACAACUUCUCCCUAGUCCUUUCUAUUUUUUCUUUUCGUCUUGGUCAUCUCUUAAAUGUACGGGGAAGGUUAAAUAAGGAGGGUGAACCUGCCUUUCCUUUGCUCCGUGGAGUAAAGUGUGUUACAAGCAGGACACUGGGAGCUACUCCAUCAGUCUUAAGUUAUUUGCCUUACUCUGGAGCGUUUCGGUCUUGGUGUCUGCUGCAGGGGACACGUCCGGUUCUGCCACCCUGCAGGGCUGCCCCGUUCCUCCCAGGGUAACCCCAGCACGAGCAACCUCCUCAUCUUCCACCUGGAAAAGGCGUUCUCCGCAGUCCUGCCCAAAACCCUGCCAAAAGAACACGCUGAAGCGAGGUG